CUAGCAGCUUCCGCUCCACGUGAAAUUCUCUGUACAUGUGUGGCGUGCAGGACUGAAGCAGUGUGUUUAGAUUUCAUAUUUCAGAACAGUUCCUUAUGAUUAUCGACAGUGACAUAAUGGAGACGACAGAAGAGCACGCAGAGCUCGGCCCGGACUCAGAGGAGGAGGAAGAGGGCAGUGAAUUAUCAGAUGGAGAGCUCCAAGAAGCUUUUUCCAAAGGUCUGCUUAAACCUGGCAUGAAUGUGAUGGUUGAUAAAGAGAAGAAGUUUUCAAACAAUGUGGAGGGUCUGAAGCAGUGCCUUGCAGACUUUCGUAAAGAGCUGCCCUGGGUGGAGCGGUUAGACUUCACAAACUUACCUGCUGAAGAUGUUUUGGCAAAAGCUGAAGGGAGAGAGCCUAAACCUUCAAACAAAGAAAUAAAUGCAGAUGACGACUUUGAAAGAGAAAUGUUUUUUUAUCGUCAGGCUCAAGCUACAGUCUUACAAGCGUUGCCACUUCUAAACAAACAUGGCAUUGCCACAAAGAGGCCUGAUGACUAUUUUGCAGAGAUGGCAAAAUCUGACCAACAGAUGCAGAAGGUCGAUUCGGAAAAGCUUAUUGCAAAACAGAGCAUAAUAGAACGGUCAGAAAAGGCUAAACAGCUUCGUGAACAAAGGAAGUUUGGCAAAAAGGUUCAAAUUGAGGUGAUGCAGAAGAGACAGAAGGAGAAGAAGGCUAUGAUGUCAGCUGUGAAAAAAUAUCAGAAAGGAAUGACAGACAAAUUGGAAUUUUUGGAAGGAGACCAGAAAGCAGGCAAAGAACCUUCUCAGGUCUCAAAGAAAGCAGCAAAUAAAAAGGGGCCCAAUGCAAAGAGGAAAUUCAAAGACCAGAAGUUUGGUUUUGGUGGAAAAAAGAGUGGAACAAAGUGGAACACCAAAGAGAGCUACAAUGACGUAUCCAGUUUUCGAGCUAAAGUCGCCCACGGGAAAGGUUCAAAAGGAGGAAAGAAAGGAAAAGGUGGCAAACAGAAUAAACGUCCGGGCAAGUCAGUCAGAAGAAAAAUGAAAAAUCGGUCAUGAGGCUUGGUGCAUACUAGCCACUAAGCUAAACAUGGACUUAAAGUGGGAUUUUAUACAUGUUUGAUAUAUAUAUAUGUCCUUUGAGGAUUGAAGCUGAUUGCGGACUUCACAAAAAUGUUUUUAUAUGGUUCCCAAAAGAAGGAACCAGAGAACCAGGACAGCCUCUGAAAGCCUUCUAAGAGGAAUAUUUACGGACAGGAAACGGAAUUGCAUACAAAUAUUAUCACCCAUCAUUUCUUGCAAUUUGCUGUACUGUUGAAGGUGAAGUGCACAUUGUAAAAAUCCCAAAUCUUCAUUAAUUAUUAAUUGGUAUGCCAUUACAUUAAAUUGUGUCUGCUGUUGGGUAUGCUUUGACUCAAAUUCACAGUUCUUAAUACUGCAGUUUUUCUCAUUAUUCUAACUUGCAAAUACUUCCAUAUACUGUGAUUUUUUUUUUUUUUUUUUCAUGAUCAACUAUUGGAAUAAUAAAAAUACUGAAGAUUU
Boleophthalmus pectinirostris (great blue-spotted mudskipper) is the source of this 1541-nucleotide messenger RNA. It is a transcript of the gene ebna1bp2, whose product is annotated as EBNA1 binding protein 2. The transcript has 9 exons. The record is from RefSeq and is a predicted model, not a curated record. Gene Ontology annotation, cellular component: preribosome, large subunit precursor; nucleolus; nuclear periphery. Lineage: Eukaryota; Metazoa; Chordata; Actinopteri; Gobiiformes; Gobiidae. Gene Ontology annotation, biological process: ribosomal large subunit biogenesis; rRNA processing. The coding region runs from base 96 to 1058 and encodes 320 amino acids.